AUGUAUGUUAAGCGCAAGCAAAGUGCGUCGCCCGCGCUGGGCCCCGAGAGGGAGCUUGCAGUGUUCUGUGGAAUAUUCCCUCAGAUCGCCUGCAUCCUUCGUGGCUCCGGGCCAGAGUCCUCCGACUUUCUUUUUUUUAAUCAAAGGAGAGUUUUGCGUUUACUGUUUGAAAGGUUAGGAAAACCAUGCCAAAGUUCCUGCAGGCAGCUUGGAGAGCUUGGGCACACAGGAACCACUUUCCGUGUGGAGGAAAAAGGAGAGGUAUCCUGGGAGCAGGCAGGCUCUGCUGGUUUCACGUGCAACGUGCCUGACAAACCAGCCGGUAGAGCGCGGAUAACACGGAGCCGCUGGAGGUCUGGAAAGGAGCGAGCAGCCCGGAAAAGCGAGUUCUCCUCCCCCUGCACAAGCCGGCUGGAGGUGUGCCUCUGUGCCUGGGGAGGCGCCCCUGCUCACUCAGCGCGGCUCCCCCCACUGGCCCCGACGCUGCAAGAGGGGCAAGCGCCGGAGGACCCCGCGCGGCGCGCGGCCCCGCACAAAGUCAGCGCAAGCGCAGUGGGGACCCGCGGGGCACCAGCGGGGCUCGGAAGCCUCCCCAGCGCCCGCCAGCCCGCCGGCCACACUGGAGCGCCCGUGAGACGCGUCACACGCCCUCCUGUCGCACUCGCCGCUGGUGCUGCCCGCUGCGGAGAAGAUUUGACGGAGAAGAGAAGAAAGUCACGGGAGGAAGAAGAAGGAAGCGGAGCUGGAGGACAGCCGCUCCCUGCCAGCUCUGAAGGCGACAAAGGGAUCCGAGCCCCAAGAAGCCAGAGUGCUGCUCUGCGAGCUGGAAGAAGCAGGGACCUGGGCUCCUCCAAGGGGCCUCGGAAGGACCGCAGCUCUCCUGGCAACUUGACUGUGGUUCCGUGA
This is a messenger RNA of Rangifer tarandus platyrhynchus (Svalbard reindeer), 906 nucleotides long. The record is from the annotation of a GenBank genome assembly. Lineage: Eukaryota; Metazoa; Chordata; Mammalia; Artiodactyla; Cervidae.